GGACUAACGUGGCUCCUCGUGCCGUCUUGUAAUUUUAUACAUAUCAAAGUUUUUUUAAUACAAUUAAAAGUGAUGUUAGUGAAUUGUAAUUAAAAACUUAGUGCAAUAGUAAUAAACAUGAAGUGUCAAAUAGCUGUAUUGUGUUUGUCCCUUCUGUGGAGUUACGUAGUUUCAGAAUCAUGCAAGACGCCACUCGGGGUUACGAGCAAAUGUGUUUCGCUGUACGAUUGCAAGGAACUAGUCAGCGCGUUUGAGACUCGGCCCUUGCCAAGUUCUGUCGUCAGUUUCCUUAGACAGUCUCAGUGCGGGUUCGAGGGCUACGUGCCACGGGUCUGCUGCGGACCCAUUCCCUCUACGAGGCCUACUACUACGGUGCCUCCCCCGCGGACAACAAAGGCGCCUGUUGCUCCUGGAGUAAUAGACCCCGUGGUUCCAGAGGACUCGUAUCCGGCGCCACAGGACAAGUGCGGCAUUGAUACAAACGGAGAUCGAAUUUAUGGCGGACAAUUCACAGAUUUAGAUGAAUACCCGUGGAUGAUACUUAUGGGAUACUUAACAAAGGAAGGAAAGAUGUCUUAUCAAUGUGGAGGAGUUUUGGUAAACAAUCGAUAUGGGCUGACUGCUGCUCACUGCGUCGUUGGUGAAAUAGAAAGUGCCGUCGGAAAACUGAAAUCUGCUCGUUUGGGUGAAUAUGACAUUCAAAGUGAAAUCGACUGCAUUGACAAAGAAUGCGCGGACCCCUACCAAGAAGUCCCCAUUAUGUCAACAUUCCCCCACCCUGGUUUUGUUGACGGAAAAAUUAACAGGGAAGAUGAUAUUGCUGUUGUAAGAUUCUCUCAGCGCGUUAAAUACAAUUACUUCGUGCAACCUAUUUGCUUGGUAGAUCCCAAUUUGCGUCUCGCUGAAGGCUCUGACGUGUACGUUGCUGGUUGGGGAAAAACCUUACUCGGAACUCGCAGUCCAGUAAAACUAAAGCUCGGCAUGCCGAUAUUCAAUAAAUCGAAAUGUUUCGAGAAAUACAAGAAGGUCGGCGCGGAAUUAACUGAUAAACAGAUCUGUGCUGGUGGUGCGUUCGCUGAAGACGCUUGCCGAGGGGAUUCUGGAGGGCCGUUGAUGAGGAGAAGACCAAAUGGUGUUUGGGAAUCAGUGGGUGUUGUCUCCUUUGGAUAUGGCUGUGGUCGAGAUGGAUGGCCCGGCGUCUACUCAUCGGUCGCCAAAUACUUGCCUUGGAUUAAGGAAACGAUACGCUCUUCAAACGUUUAAAUUAAAAAAAUAUUACGUCAUAUACGUAAUUGUAUGAUGAAACAAUUUCCUGUAUAGUACAUGAAUUAACAAUACCUUCCGUAUAACGUGCUAAGAAGUUAGUCUUAAUAAAAAUAUGAAAAGAUUA
Molecule: messenger RNA, 1390 nt
Organism: Papilio polytes (common Mormon)
Lineage: Eukaryota; Metazoa; Arthropoda; Insecta; Lepidoptera; Papilionidae
Product: serine protease easter-like
Exons: 7
Coding region: 118-1263 (381 amino acids)
Biological process (GO): proteolysis
Molecular function (GO): serine-type endopeptidase activity
Source: RefSeq, a predicted model, not a curated record